CUUAGAUUAGGGUAGUGCAUAGAAAAAUAAGGGUGCACCCAAUGGCAACACUGCACGUCGAGAAACGUCAAAGUCAAAAAUAAUAAAAUAUGUUGAGGUUGGAGUGGAAUUGGAAAAGUAAUAAACAAUAUAAGUGAUUUUACUGUGGAGAAAAUAAUUUCCUUACAAAAUGGAUAUAGCUUUAUUACUGGCCUUAGCAGCAACAUUGUUAGCUGUUAUUAUUGCUUUAACAAUAUUCAUUAAGAAAGAUAAAGAAAAGAAAGCACCAGAAAGGCCCAGAGCUGCAGUUAAUAGAAGAGACGGGGGUCCAAGAAGAGCACAGAUAGUCAGAAAUAGAGGGGUUCGCUUAAGAGCUAAUGAUCACCAAGAAAUACAAGACGAAGAUGAUGAGGAGGGUGACAAUGAAAUAGAAAAUGAUAUUGAGCUUCCAGAUGGUAAGAUAGGAGCUAAGAAAAGAGCAAAAUUAGAGGCUAAAGCUGAGAAAAAAGCUGCCAGAAAAUCGGAAGAACUUAUCCGUGCUGACAAAAAGAAAAAAGCUGAACUAGCUGAGGAAGAAAGAAAGAAACAAGAAGAAAAAGAAAAAUUAGAAGAAAAAAAACUUGAAGAGGAACAACGAAAAGCCAAGGAAGAACAAGAAAAACGAGAACAGGAAGAAUAUAUGAAAAUGAAAGAAGCAUUUUCAGUUGAGGAAGAAGGAUAUGAAGAGGGAGAAGGAGAUAGUCAAAAUUUACUUCAAGAAUUUGUUACUUAUAUUAAAAACAACAAAGUUGUAGUAAUUGAAGAUUUAGCAGCACAAUUUAAGCUUAAAACUCAAGCAGCCAUUGACAGAAUUAAAGACUUGCAAGAGGACAACAUUUUAACUGGGGUAAUAGAUGACAGGGGAAAAUUCAUUUAUGUUUCUCAAGAUGAAAUGGAGGCUGUAGCAAAAUUUAUUAGGCAAAGAGGUCGAGUUUCUAUUGCAGAACUAGCAGAAAAUAGUAAUAUUCUAAUAAAUUUAACACCUGUGUCUAGUGUGAUAACUAAUUAAUAUUUAUAUAUUUUUUAAUAUAGAACAUCAAAUUUGAUUGUAAAUACAUUUUUAUUGUUUAUUAAAAUGCUAAUUUAUUAUUUUGUUUUGUUGCUAAAUAAAAUAGGCACUUGGAAAUGGAAAAUUAUUUAUUUCAUAAAAAAAUAAUACAAUUUUAUGUAUACCUAUAAUUUAAAACAUAAAAACUGGUCACUUAUUCCAUAGAGGGUAUUUAUGAUAAAAAAUUAAUGUAAAAAUUAGCCAGUCAUGAAAUUAUGAUUCUUUAAUGCACUUUAAAUGAAAACUAAAGACAUCUAACUAGUGCAUGGAUGGAAAUGAGUGUUUCAAACCUUCAUAUACAAUAUUAAGUGCUUUCAAGUCUGUUUGAAUGAUUUUUAUUAAUUGUCCUAUUCCAUUUUGUUCACUCUUUAAUACAUUUUUAAUUUCUUCUUCUGUUUCGCCAUCUAAUCUGUAACAGGGAUUGGUUUGUUUGUAACUUCCUGCCAUCAUUUUAAUAUUUGAUAGAAGUUCAUUCACUUGGCCCUAGAAAAAAUGAAUAAAAUUUAACAGAAAUAAAACCUGGUAAAAGUAAAAUUAAUAACUUCGGCAGAAACCCCAAAACAAUGCCACCGAUAUAUUUGACAACUGAUAAAAUGUCAUAAAAGUCACAAAAAUCACUAGAGAGUUGAAGUGUUACGUCCAAGAUAAAUGCACAAAAAUAACGUUUAAGUUGAAAUGCGUAUGUAUUUUAAUUGAUUCGCAAUUGUGUAUGUUUUUUUUUUUAACAUAAUAUGAGUUAAGAAAAAUAAAUUUGUUACAUAUUACAAAGAUACUUUUAAUCUUGAGUUCAGACAGCCUUAAUUAACAAUAAAACAAAUAACAGUUGAAAGCACGA
Molecule: messenger RNA, 1901 nt
Organism: Psylliodes chrysocephalus
Lineage: Eukaryota; Metazoa; Arthropoda; Insecta; Coleoptera; Chrysomelidae
Source: the annotation of a GenBank genome assembly